Messenger RNA from Acanthopagrus latus (yellowfin seabream), 2180 nucleotides. It is a transcript of the gene arl4ab, whose product is annotated as ADP-ribosylation factor-like 4ab. The transcript has 2 exons. NCBI's taxonomy places the organism in Eukaryota, Metazoa, Chordata, Actinopteri, Spariformes, Sparidae. Bases 1067 to 1672 code for a protein of 201 amino acids. The record is from RefSeq and is a predicted model, not a curated record. Gene Ontology annotation, molecular function: GTP binding; GTPase activity. Gene Ontology annotation, cellular component: cytoplasm. Gene Ontology annotation, biological process: intracellular protein transport; vesicle-mediated transport.
AAAAUUACAUUCAACGUUAUAGGCAGCCAGAAUAAAUUUGCCUGAAAGAAAUAAAUACGGUCAACCGCUAGUCUGUGCCAUGUUGGCUAACGUUGCGUUUCAUUAACGUUAUAUUAUACGCAGGCCCUGCCAGCCACAGUGGGCCAAAUAAAACCAGUUUAACUUUUAUGAUUUUACAACACUUGUUGGCAUAGCUGCGAGCCCAGCCCGGUCCGGUCUAGCAUAGGACUUGGGAGAAAAGUACGUGCCAGACUCCAUUUAAAAAACUUGCAGAUAAACGCGGCUGACUCUCCUCGGAUGUAACGCUAGCUUUUACCCGUCAUAUUUGGAAAAAAGUAUUGAUAUUUCUUGCAUUCUAUUGAUUGCUCUGUAAUUCGGGUCAGAUCUUAUGCGCAGAUUUACUGUGGAUUUCAAUUAAUUGACCACUUUGACAAUUCACGUGUGUACGGUAUCCCCACUCUUCCUCAACAAAUCGGAGUGGGCUGGAUCGGAGCAGUUGCUGUAAACCAAUUACAAAACCCAUGAAUUAUUUCAAUUGAAUGCAUUAACGAGGGCCAUAUGCAUGCCGAAUACACCAUAAUAUCUGUAUGAUUUGUAACAACGAGGGAUUAUAUUUUACGACUCUUUUGUAUCGCUAAUGAGCAAGGUUUUAUUCAUUUUCAGAUUUCUGGAAUUGAAAUUCUCUGUGUCCUUUCAGCAUGCAAGAAGGCUAUGUUGCCGAGCAACGCCUUUUUUGUUAUAUCUCCAUGUCAGUCUGCUCCGUCGUUUAAAAAAAAAAAUAGCCCUCCUCUGAUCUGCCCAUCUCACUGAGCACUGGAUGAUGGUCGAAUCUGGGAUUUUGUUUUAAUUCAAAGCCCCUCAUCCUGUUGUUUACAGAUUCACGUACUGAAUAGGAAUUAGCAUAUGAAUCCUUGGCUGCUGUGGUGCAAAUAGGCUGCUAUCCACCCUACUGUGUUAUUUCUCAUUCAUCUAUCAGCGCCAGGAUGAUGCUCCCGCUGCAGUCCCUGUGGAAUAAAAGAAGCCUGGUCAUUAUUUGGUGACAGAUCUCCCUGCUCUUUAUGCCAAGAUGGGGAACGGAUUAUCAGAUCAUCACUUGCACUUCCCAUUCCUGCCGUCCUUACAGGCGCUCCACAUUGUCAUUCUAGGACUGGACUGUGCAGGGAAGACCACUGUGCUGUACCGCCUGCGUUUCAAUGAGUUUGUGAACACUGUCCCAACUAAAGGCUUCAACACGGAGAAGAUCAAAGUGUCACUUGCAGGCAGCCGACGGUAUGCGUCCUUCCACUUCUGGGAUGUAGGAGGUCAGGAGAAGCUGCGGCCUCUGUGGCGCUCAUACACGCGUUGUGCUGAUGGCAUUGUGUUCGUUGUGGACUCGGUGGAUGCUGAGCGCAUUGAGGAAGCCAAAACAGAGCUGCACAAGAUCACGCGGCUGGCAGAGAACCAGGGCGUGCCAGUUCUGGUGGUGGCUAACAAACAGGACCUGAGGAAUUCCCUCAGUUUGGCUGAGAUGGAGAGCAUGUUGGCUCUGGGAGAGCUGAGCACUGCCACACCCUGGCACCUUCAACCUGCUUGUGCCAUUAUCGGAGAGGGACUACAGGAAGGUCUUGAGAAGCUGCAUGCCAUGAUUAUGAAGAGGAGAAAGAUGCUGCGGCAACAGAAGAAGAAGAGAUGAUGCUCCCUACCAGAGGGAAAUAUAACAUGUGAACUCAAUCUUAAGCUUCACAAGAACUACUUUAAGCAGCGUGUAGUCUGCUGGUCAAUUAUGACAGGUCAUUUGGCUGUCAUUCCAAGUCUCAUUGGCUGAGUUUGUCCUUUGAGUGGAACUGUUUGUUCAGGUCAGCCAGUGUUUGGCUGCCACAGAGGACAGUGGGAUUGAUUUUGCCCAGUGGGCUUUGGACCUAAAUAAUGCAAUAGGCAACAAGUCAAUCUGAAGAAAGUCCAGUGUUAUGCUGUACAACAGCAAGCUAUAAAGUUUACACUGAACUCUUAAAUCUGGACAGUGAGCUCUGACUUCGCUAUUUUAUGUUAAUUGUCAGAAUAUUUGCUGCUUAUUUGUUUAGAAACAAUCAGUCUUUAUAUUUGUAUUUACCAAAGCUUGUGAUGAGUUUGCAGACAGGAUCAUUAAGAGCAAAUUGAACAAAGUCGCAUAUGUCAAUAAAGUAACAAGCAUUUUAUAACCA